UCAAAAAAAUCACAUUUUUUUUCUCCUCCUCCUCUCGGUGUCAGUUGUCGUCCAUCUAUUUCCCCUUGCACGGUUGAUGAGCUCAUCUUGCAGUUGUUAGUAGCAACAGCUCGGCGACAAGAACACAUUUUUUUCUUUUAGUUUCUGUUUAAUUUCUACUUGCGAGAGCCACCUAAUCUUGGUGCGCCCACCAAGCGGAGGCCAUAAGCAUCUUCUUCUUUGAAGCCGUCUUCCCUCCUCUCGUCGCCUCUGGUUCAGAGAGAGAGAGAGAGAGGGAGGAGGGAGAGGUGAUCGAUUGGUCGUGCAGCAAUGGCGAGGAGCGUGCCAUGGCUUGCCGGCGUCGGCGUAGUCGUCGUCGUCAUGGUGGCGGUGGCCGCCGUGCCGGCGAUGGGGAGGUUCGUGGUGGAGAAGAGCAGCGUGAGGGUCCUCGCGCCGGAGCAUAUCCGGGGGCACCACGACGCCGCCAUCGGCAACUUCGGCGUGCCCGACUACGGCGGCACGCUCACCGGCGUCGUCGUCUACCCCGACAAGAAGGCCACCGGCUGCGUCGACUUCGGCACCAAGUUCAAGUCCAAGUCUCGCCGGCCGGUCAUCCUCCUGCUUGACCGUGGAGAGUGCUACUUCGCGCUCAAGUCGUGGAACGCGCAGCAGGCGGGGGCGGCGGCGGUGCUGAUCGCGGACAACGUGGACGAGCAGCUGCUGACGAUGGACACGCCGGAGGAGUCGCCGGAGACGGAGUACAUCGACAAGAUCAGCAUCCCGUCGGCGCUGGUGAACCGCGCGUUCGGCGAGUCGCUGAAGAAGAUGGCCGGGAAGGACGGCGGCGGCGGGGAGGAGGUGGUGGUGAAGCUGGACUGGCGCGAGUCGAUGCCCCACCCCGACGAGCGCGUGGAGUACGAGUUCUGGACGAACAGCAACGACGAGUGCGGGCCGCGCUGCGACGAGCAGAUGGAGUUCGUCCGGAGCUUCCGCGGCCACGCCCAGAUCCUCGAGCGCGGCGGCUACGCCCUCUUCACCCCUCACUACAUCACCUGGUACUGCCCGGAGGCCUUCAAGCUCACCCAGCAGUGCAAGUCCCAGUGCAUCAACCAUGGCAGGUACUGCGCGCCGGACCCGGAGCAGGACUUCGGGGAGGGGUACGAGGGGAAGGACGUGGUGGUGGAGAACCUGCGGCAGCUGUGCGUGCACCGGGUGGCGAACGAGAGCGGCCGGCCAUGGGCGUGGUGGGACUACGUCAUGGACUACAAGAUCCGGUGCUCCAUGAAGGAGAAGAAGUACAGCAAGGGCUGCGCCGAGGACGUCGUCAAAGCCCUAGGUCUGUCGCUGGACAAGGUGCUGGAGUGCAUGGGCAAUCCGGAGGCCGACACCGACAACGCCGUCUUGGCCAAGGAGCAGGAAGAUCAGAUCGGCCGUGGCUCGCGAGGGGAUGUGACCAUCUUGCCUACUCUCGUCAUCAACAACGUUCAGUACAGAGGGAAACUGGAGAGGACGGCCGUGCUGAAAGCUGUCUGCGCCGGCUUCAAGGAGGGCACUGAACCUCGCGUCUGCUUGAGCAACGAUAUCGAGACGAACGAGUGCCUGCACAGGAACGGCGGCUGCUGGAGAGACGAGAAAACGAACGUGACGGCUUGCAAGGACACGUACAGGGGCAGGGUGUGCGAGUGCCCAGUAGUGAAUGGGGUACAGUACGAGGGCGAUGGCUACAUCGGUUGCAAAGCUGUUGGGCCAGGAAGGUGCACGGUGGACAAUGGAGGCUGCUGGUCAGAGACCAGGGGUCACCAGACGUUCUCUGCUUGCUCUGACACUGCAUUGACUGGAUGUCGAUGCCCCCCGGGGUUCCAAGGUGAUGGCCACAAAUGUGAAGAUUUGGAUGAAUGCAAGGAAAAGCUUGCGUGCACUUGCCCUGACUGCCACUGCAAGAACACCUGGGGCAACUAUGAGUGCAAGUGCAAGGGCAACCAGGUCUACAUAAGAGGAGAGGACAUCUGCAUAGCCAACAGCAUGUCAAGGUUUGGCUGGUUCAUCACCAUCUUGGUCGUGUCGUGCGUAGCCGGUGUGGGGAUCGCCGGCUACGUGUUCUACAAGUACAGGCUCAGGUCAUACAUGGACUCGGAGAUCAUGGCCAUCAUGUCCCAGUACAUGCCACUUGACAGUCAGCACAACGAGAACCAGCCCCUUCGACAUGAUUCAGAUGCUUAAGUGACCUUGAGAUUUGAUGGAGGAGAAUUUGGACAGCUAUACAAAACAAAAAUGGGCUACAGAUUCAAGGCAUCAGGUAGUUCUGAUGAUUCCAGACCAUAAAUUCAGAAGAUACUUCAGUGUGCUUCCGAUGAUUUUAGCUUCAUUUUUGUAUAGUAAAAGAAAUGGUUUGUACCGAGCCACAGUGAUUGAGCGAUAGAGGAGUAGCUAGGUAGGCAUUUCUGCUCUCAUGUGGAACAACAGACGAUACACAGAAUAUUUAGAAAAGAAAAAUACAGGUGGCAAUGUAUCAUAGAUAACCAUACCAAGAAAAAAAAAGAUAACGAUGUAUCAUAUAUAACCAUAAGGUGUUUUCAUGGUUGUGAAGUUA
Molecule: messenger RNA, 2569 nt
Organism: Oryza brachyantha (malo sina)
Lineage: Eukaryota; Viridiplantae; Streptophyta; Magnoliopsida; Poales; Poaceae
Product: vacuolar-sorting receptor 6
Exons: 14
Coding region: 310-2199 (629 amino acids)
Molecular function (GO): calcium ion binding
Source: RefSeq, a predicted model, not a curated record